AUCUAAUCAUUUUGUGAGGGAGUUGAGGUUGCAUUAUCUUGUCCAGAUAUUGUCUGAAACCUAACAUCAUCAUCUCCUGAAACUAAACAAUAAUGUAACAGAAAAAAAAAAACAGUCCAACCCUUUCCUGUUUUGUUUCCCCUCAAUUCCCCUCUCCGAAUCCUCUUCCACGAAAAUGGCGAAGGGGGCGGUUAUUUACACCCUCUUAACCACCGCCUUCGUCAUCCUCAUCCUCCUCCCUCCCUCGAGUAGAUCCCAUAACGGUACUAGCCGCCAUGUUCGUCUAUUCGAGGGCACGUAUUUCGACCCACUUGUCACGAAAAUUGAGCAUAAGGUUGAAGAAAAGGGGUUAAAUGACCAUUUAUCCAGAGAUUACGUGCACGAAGUCGUGGAGGUGGACGUGGAGGUCGAGGAGGCGGAUAAGGUAUAUUUUGGGAAGGAUGGGAAGAUGAACUUAACGUUGAGAUUGACAACAUUGUUUCCCAUGAUUGAUAAUUCGCCAAAGGAUGGUUAUGUUGAGUUUAGGGAGCUUGGGGUUUGGAAUAUCAUGCAAGCUAAAGAAGGGUUGGAUUAUUCUACAAGAAAAGAGCUUGAGCUCAAUGAUAAGAAUAAGGAUGGUUUUAUUUCUUUCAAUGAGUUAUUCCCUCAGUUUUCAGAGGAAGAAAUAAGGAUAAACAAGACGGGGCAUGGGGAAACUGGUUGGUGGAUGGAACAAUUCAGAAAUGCCGAUGCCAAUCAAGAUGGGAAAUUAAGCCUAGAGGAGCUUAAAGACUUCUUGCACCCAGAAGAGAGUGUAAAUGAAAAGGUAGAAGAUUGGAUAAUGCGUGAGAAAAUAAGGAGAAUGGAUUGGGACAAAGACGGCAAACUAAACUUCCAGGAAUUUCGUGACAAUGCUUAUGAUAUCUUCAAGAGCUACUAUCACUUCAGUUUUGACAAUGAUUAUGUUCCGUCGCCAGAAUUACAAUUUUCUAACCUUGAUUUAAACAAAGAUAGGUUUUUGACGAUCCAAGAGUUGAAGCCUAUUAAACAACUUCUUUUUCCCGGAGUAUUAGAUCAUGCUUCAUAUUAUGCAACUUAUUUAAUGAACGAGGUUGAUGAUAAUCAUGAUCACAAGUUAACCCUCGGUGAAAUUUUGAAACAUGAAGAUAAAUUUUACAAAAGUGUGUAUGUGGGAGAUGAAGAAGAUGACCAUGAUGAGCUUUGAAGCCUAGCUAACCAUUGUUAAAUUUUGCGUAUAUAGAUGAGGAUAACGUAGGGCUUGUCCGGUAUCACUGUCAAUUUUUUCAGUUUUUGUUUUUUUAAUUUUGUAAGUCAUAUGAUUUAGAUUGAAUUAUAAACUAAAUAUAAUCAUACUGGUAGAGUGAUAGCAAUCAUGUUGAUUUUGAAAACUGACAACAAAAAUUAAUUCGUUUAAUGGCAUAAAUACACCCUUUGGCCUCAAGGCUGGAGCACUCUAA
Molecule: messenger RNA, 1457 nt
Organism: Spinacia oleracea (spinach)
Lineage: Eukaryota; Viridiplantae; Streptophyta; Magnoliopsida; Caryophyllales; Amaranthaceae
Exons: 6
Coding region: 176-1204 (342 amino acids)
Cellular component (GO): endoplasmic reticulum
Molecular function (GO): calcium ion binding
Source: RefSeq, a predicted model, not a curated record